UCCGCUGAGUUACCCCGCCACAGGAGUCUGGAAACAGCGCCAUAAUCAAACUGUGCUUAACUUUUGCUCUUUUUUUAAAUCUAGUUUGUUAAUAAAAAACGGGAAUGUGUUCGGUUCGACUACGGAGUUCGUCUGGUUUUCAGUAACUCGCCCACAGCGUCGGUUCUGGUGCCGAUUGUGAAGGAGGACAGUUUGAGCCGAUGCGGAGCGGGAGGCUAACCGGGGAAGCUAACGUUAGCAUUCAGCGGCAGCUCCGUUGUUUAUCUGCCGCUCACAGCUCCGGUCCUGUCGGCCUCACCGGGGAUGAGCUGCCCGGUGAACCUCCAGGCCCUGCCCGGUGCAGUCCUGCAGGACGUUUUCUCUCCGGAAAACAUGAGAGGAAGAAACUCCUUCACUCAGCUCAGUUUUCCUAAAUCCAGAUCGGCUCUGUGGGACGGCAGCCCUGCAGGAGAGAAGCUCCGCCUCCAGCUCUGCUCUCACAGGAAGCUCGGGGUUGUUCUCCUGGAAAAAGCCCUCCGCCUGGCGCAGCGCCACGCCCGCCGCAGCAACAAGCCCCGCCUCCUCUGCUUCUUCCUGGGAUCGGCGUCMGUGAGCUCAGAUGAGGAGGGGGUCGUAGUGACUCUGGACCGCUUCGACCCGGGUCGGGAUCGGGCUGGGUCCGCGGGCCGGGUUCCGUCCACUCUGCUGCCCGGAGACGUCCCGGUUCCCUGUUUGUUCUCGGCCCAGUCCGAGGUGACGCCUGAGCCUGUCGUCCAAUCAGAGGCGGAGCUUCAUCAGUGCUUCAAGGCGCUGCAGCAGACCCUGAGCAGCAGACAGACUCUGGAUCUGUCUCACCUGUUGAAGCUCAGGGCUCACCUGCUCGUCUCCCAGACCGCCCCCGACGCCGCGGCGUUCAGCCUCGGCUGGUCGGCCGUCUGUCCCGCCACCGGCGUGGACGUCCAGCCGGUCCGAGCCGUCCCCGUCGUCCCCACCGCCCUGCUGAGGAGUCUGACCGGCGCGGGCCGCCCGCCGCAGCACGCCGCCCGCCAGCGAGGGUUCCUGACCAUGGACCAGACCAGGAAACUGGUCCUCCUGCUGGAGUCGGACCCUAAAGCCUCCGGCCUGCCGCUGGUCGGCCUCUGGCUGAGCGGGGUCACGCACGUCUACAACCCUCAGGUGUGGGCCUGCUGUCUGAGGUUCCUGUUUAGCUCCGCCCUCCAGGACAGGGUUCUGUCAGAGAGCGGCUGUUUCCUCCUGGUUCUGUUCGGCUCCACCCACAGAGCCCCUCAGUUCUUCCAGUGUCGGGGGUCCAGACCAGGAUCUGGACCGGGACCACAGCUGGACUUCCAGCUGCUGGGCGGCGCCCAGUCGGGCAGACUUUACCUGCAGCAGGUGGCGCCGCUGGACGGCCGGGUUCUAACCUGCGAGCUGGGUCCAGAGGAUCGCAGCAGACGGGCUGAGGUCUUCAGAGCGGCUCAGGAGUCCUUCAGCAGAACUCCUCCUCCUGCCGCUCCUCCCUCCGUCAGCGACCAGGACUCCGGCGUCGAGGACGAAGACUUCUCUCCUCGACCGUCUCCAAACCCCCACCCUCCGGUGCCGCAGGCUCGCAGGAUUCAGCCGUCUGUUCCUGAGCUCUCCCUGCUGAUUGAUGGCAGCUUCUCCUCCAAUCACGGCCCAGCCCAGGACCCUGGCUCCGCCCACAGGCCUCCUCCAGCUGCUGCCCCGCCGAGCUCCGCCUCCUCGUCAGCCCCCAAACCUCCUCCUCCUCACCUCCACAGCACCCCGAACUCCAACCUGCAGCAGCCAUGCUCCUGCUGCUCCUCCCACGCCUACAACUGCACGCCCAUUUACUCCUCCCUGCAGCUCCUCCCUGCUCCUCCUCCUGCACCUGUCUUCCAUCAGCAGACCCCGCCUCCUUCUGUCUCCUCUCACCAACAGACUCCGCCUCCUUCUGUCUCCUCUCACCAACAGACUCCGCCUCCUUCUGUCUCCUCUUACCAACAGACUCCACCUCCUUUUGUCUCCUCUCACCAACAGACUCCGCCUCCUUUUGUCUCCUCUCACCAACAGACUCCGCCUCCUUCUGUCUCCUCUCACCAACAAACUCCGCCUCCUGCUGUUUCUUCCUAUCAACAGACUCCGCCUCCUUUUGUCUCCUCUCACCAUCAGACUCCGCCUCCUUUUGUCUCCUCUCACCAUCAGACUCCGCCUCCUUCUAUCUCCUCUCACCAUCAGACUCCGCCUCCUGCUGUUUCUUCCUAUCAACAGACUCCGCCUCCUUUUGUCUCCUCUCACCAACAGACUCCGCCUCCUGGCUCCCAUCACACUGCUCCUCCUCCUCCUUUACAUUAUCUUCCUCCUUCCAACAACCAUCCAUCUACUCUUCCUCUUCCUCCAGCCUCCUCUCACCAACAAACACCUCCUUUUUCCAGUCGACACUCUGCUCCUCCUCCCUCCUCCCAUCAGCAAACUCCGCCUCCUUCUGGCUCCCAUCUCACUCUUCCUCUCUUACAUCAGAAGGCUCUUCCUCCCUCCUCCAGCUGCUCACCUGUUCCUCCUCUGACCUCCUCGCUUCAACUAACACGUGCCAGUUUGUUCUGGGGGAACGAGCCAGAACCGGCCCCCCAUGAGGAGGACCGGCCGAGCCCCGGACCCCUGCCUUCGUCCUCCACGAGCCCCUCGUCUUCAUCACACGACGCGGGUCGGGCGGCGCCGUGCUCCUCCCCCGGUCCACUCAGCGGUCUGCAGAGUCCGGUUCUGGGAGAAAGCGUCAGCAUGUACGGACCUCCGGACCAGCAGGAGAGCUUCUACCAGAACCUGAUGACUCAGCUCCACAGCCGUCUGCAGGAGUCCGACAGGAAACAGGAAGUGGAGGACCGGUCCAGGAGGUCCAGCCUGUCUGUCUCCGACCGGUCCCAGAACUCCUCCGGCUCCUCGUCCAACAGGAAACAGAAGAAGAAGAGUUCUGAGUGCAACCCGGUGGUCCAAGACCCGGUGCUCGGAGACCCGGUGGUCCGAGACCCGGUGGUCCGAGACCCGGUGGUCCGAGACCCGGUGCUCCGAGACCCAGUGGUCCGAGACCCAGUGGUCCGAGACCCGGUGCUCCGAGACCCGGUGCUCCGAGACCCGGUGGUCCGAGCCACGCUCAGGCAGCUGCAGCAGCUCGGCGUCUCCGUGGACCAGGACCACCUGAUGGACGAGAACCGGACCCGGGCCGUGGAGAACGCCAGCACGUUGGCGARCGUCGACCCGGCGGCGGCGGGCAGCGUGGACCUGAGCCUGGAGGCCAACGCCAUCGCCCUGCGCUACCUGAGCCACUCACAGCUCAGCAGGCUGGCCCUGGGAGGCCACGCCCCCCACAGUGUCCCCGCCCCCUUCUCCUCUGGAGACUCCCUCCUGUCGCCCAGCAACAUGUCUCUGGCAACCAGGAAGUACAUGAGGAGGUAUGGUCUGAUCCAGGAGGACGAGGAGCAGGACCAGGUUCCCGAGGCCCGGCAGCCGCUGACGGACACCCUGAACCUGAAGCUCCUCCCACAGAGUCAGCUGAUCCCAGAGCUCCGCCCCAAAAGGCAGCUUCUAGCCGGCGACAAGGAGAACCGGUCCAACGGGAGGCCCCCGGUGGUCCGAGAACCGGAGGGGUCUGUGGGGAACCUCCUGGACCUGAGCCGCCUGAGGCAGCUCCCAAAACUCUUCUGAUGACCCACAGGGACCAGAACCAGAACCUCUGAUGACCCACAGGGACCAGAACCUCUGAUGACCCACAGGGACCAGAACCUCUGAUGACCCACAGGGACCAGAACCUCUGAUGACCC
This is a messenger RNA of Austrofundulus limnaeus, 3791 nucleotides long. It is a transcript of the gene stil, whose product is annotated as STIL centriolar assembly protein. NCBI's taxonomy places the organism in Eukaryota, Metazoa, Chordata, Actinopteri, Cyprinodontiformes, Rivulidae. Gene Ontology annotation, cellular component: microtubule organizing center. Gene Ontology annotation, biological process: smoothened signaling pathway; mitotic spindle organization; microtubule organizing center organization. The record is from RefSeq and is a predicted model, not a curated record.